Molecule: messenger RNA, 444 nt
Organism: Alligator sinensis (Chinese alligator)
Lineage: Eukaryota; Metazoa; Chordata; Crocodylia; Alligatoridae
Exons: 3
Coding region: 35-262 (75 amino acids)
Source: RefSeq, a predicted model, not a curated record
CGGAGCCUUUGAGUCUUGCACAGCCAGCUCCACCAUGAAGCUGCAUGUCUCCUUCCUCCUCGUGGCCCUGGCGCUGUGCUGCUGCUCCGCCUCUGCUCUGCUGGCUCCUGCUAACUCCCUCGCUCUAUCCCCGCUCUCUGGCCUCGGCCUCCCAAACGCCCAACUCAUUGAGGAGCUCCAGACCUGUGUGAAGAGCCUCUCUCCAGGGGAGACCCUUUCCAUUCAGGGCCUCAUGAACACCUUAACUGGGGUUUUAGGAUGAUGACCGGAUGACCAAAGCCAGAUGCAUCUUCACAUUGAAGAGUCGUGGAUAGGUGACAGCCCCACAUGCUCUCCUCUUCUUCCCGUUCACGGCCUGGACUUUCCACCCAUGUCCGAGCACCCCGUCCUCUUCCUCGACCUGAUGCAGCAGCUUGUUUCAAUAAACUAAAGGAAACGCAGAGC